Pelmatolapia mariae (spotted tilapia) is the source of this 2643-nucleotide messenger RNA. Its product is annotated as zinc finger protein 658B-like. NCBI's taxonomy places the organism in Eukaryota, Metazoa, Chordata, Actinopteri, Cichliformes, Cichlidae. The record is from RefSeq and is a predicted model, not a curated record. Gene Ontology annotation, molecular function: RNA polymerase II cis-regulatory region sequence-specific DNA binding; DNA-binding transcription activator activity, RNA polymerase II-specific. The transcript has 5 exons. The coding region runs from base 340 to 1947 and encodes 535 amino acids. Gene Ontology annotation, cellular component: nucleus. Gene Ontology annotation, biological process: regulation of transcription by RNA polymerase II.
GCGCCUUCCGGGAUGAGAGACGGAGCUUUUUUUUUCAUCCAAAGCGAGUACAAUAGUGAAUUUGGAUGAUAAAACAAUCUACACCAACGUUUGGAUCGAUAUCUGCAUCGAUCUGCCCACCCUUGUCUCCUGGAUCGUAGCUGAGAUCAGCGUGAACCACGUGGGUCUCUGCUCCCUGAUCUGUUUCCUGUGUUUGGAAAGAGUUCCAGCUUCAUCACGGAGUUUCUCUCGGUUUGUGGGCUCAUCUAAAGCUGAUCAGCAGGAGGAGAAGAGUCUGACGGAGCAGCAGAGGAACAUUUUCAGCCAUCUGGAAUCAGCUGAGUCACUACAGAGGAAACAAUGAGCUCAACACAGAAGGACCAACAUGAAGCGAGAAGUCAGCGCUCUCAGGAGGCCGACAAACCUCACAGAAGAAAGAGAGAGAAAACAUACACCUGUGACGAGUGUGGGAAGGAGUUUUCUAGGAAGUAUAAACUAAAGCAGCAUCAGGUCAUCCACACUGGAGAGAGACCGUACAGCUGUGACUUGUGUGGAAAGUCUUUUUCCUGGAAGGGUUCCCUAAAAACACACCAAGUCAUUCACAGUGGAGUUAAAGCGUACAGCUGUGAUCAAUGUGGCAGAGCUUUUACUGACAGUAGCGGCUUACGGAGUCAUCUAACUACCCACUCUGGAAUUAAGGCGUACAGCUGUGAUCAGUGUGGCAGAGCUUUUACUCACAGUAGCGGCUUACGGAGUCAUCUAACUACCCACUCUGGAUUUAAGGCAUACAGCUGUGACAUUUGUGGAAAAACUUUCAGCCGGAUAGGGAACCGAAAUACACACCUACGCAUUCACACUGGACAUGAUGUGUACUUCUGUAAUCAGUGUGGCAAACAGUUUACAAACAACGCGCACUUACAAUACCACAUGUUUACCCACACUGAGGAGAGACCUCAUAAAUGUGACCUGUGUGAGAAGACUUUUAAAACUCCACAUUGCCUGAGGCGACACCAACAGAUCCACACCAGAAAGAGACUCUACAAGUGCAGUUACAGUGAGGACCAACAUGGAGCGAGAAGUCAAUGCUCUCAGGAGGCCGACAAACCUCACAGAAGAAAGGGAGAGAAAACAUACACCUGUGACGAGUGUGGGAAGGAUUUUACUAUGAAGGAUAAACUAAAACAUCAUCAGGUCAUCCACACCGGAGAGAAACCGUUCAGCUGUGACUUGUGUGGAAAGACUUUUUCCUGGAAGGGAUCCCUAAAAACACACCAACUUAUCCACAGUGGAGUUAAAGCCUACAGCUGUGAUCAGUGUGGCAGAGCUUUUACUCACAGUAGCUACUUACAGAGUCAUCUAGUUACCCACUCUGGAAUUAAGGCGUACAGCUGUGACAUUUGUGGAAAAACCUUCAGCCGGAUUCAGAGCAGAAAUACACACCUGCGCAUUCACUCCAGACAUGAUGUGUACUACUGUGAUCAGUGUGGCAAAUACUUUACAACAAACAGGCAGUUACAAGCCCACAUGUUUACCCACACUGAGGAACGACCUUAUAAAUGUGACCUGUGUGAGAUGACUUUUAAAGCUCCACGUAUCCUGAGACAACACCAACAGAUCCACGCCAGAAAGAAACUCUACAAGUGCAGUUACUGUGAGAAGCUGAGCGACACAGAUGGAUCCAGUUCUCAACCCUGUCAUCGCUGUGGGAAAGAGUUUCGUUGUGACCUUUGUGGAAAAACUUUCAGUCGGCAAGAAACUCUGAAAAUACAUCAACGUAAACACACUGGAGAAAACAUGAAAUACUGCAAGGAAUGUGGGAGAAGCUUCACCACAUCAAGUAGAUUAAAACAACAUGAACUCAUUCACAGUGGGGUCAAAAAGCACGUCUGUGAUCAGUGUGGGUCAUCUUUCAUUUCUGCAAGUCACCUUAAAACACACAAACAAGUCCACACAGGAGAGAAGCCAUAAAAGUGCAGACACUGUGACAAAAGCUUCUCACGAUCAGAUCCUCGGAGCCGUCAUGAACAUACUCACAUGGAAGGAAACUACAGCUGUGACCAGUGUGACAAGAGCUUCAGGAAUCUCAGUUCAUACUCCAAACACAAACGAUCCCACGUUACUAAUAAACUGUUUCACUGUUACCAAUGUGCCAAAACAUUCACUUCAUUAUCUGCUCUGUGCAAACAUCAGUGUGAUCACUCAGGGCUGGAAUCACUCCCGUCACAGUGAAUCUGAAGAGACAGAAAUAUCCUCUGGUUUCAGGGUCAGACUUAAAUCCCUUGAGAUCAGGCUCCACAGAGUUCAGAGUGAAUCUCUGAACUCUGAAUCUUAAAAAAUCUGACCUGAAAACUUUAUGAAAACUUUCCUUGUAACACUGAGUUACAGUAGGGGGGCUGGUCCUUAAUCCAGUUCAAUAGCACAUCUCCUGACAUUAAACAUAAGCUUAUAUAAUAAAAUGGAUCUCUUUUUAUUUAGAUUUUUUUAUUUGGAGGCAGCAUCUGUGGUAAGAAUUGACCCAGAUCUUUACAGAUCUUACAGUUUAGUAUCAAGUUCAUUUUCUUGUUGAUGCAGAGCCAGAAUUUAGACAUUUUUGGAAAAUCCCAUAAAAGAUGCAUAUAAGUGCCAUCUGCUGUUUUAUAUUUGAGAAAAGGUUGAAAGAUCUUU